This is a messenger RNA of Coffea arabica (coffee), 963 nucleotides long. The record is from RefSeq and is a predicted model, not a curated record. NCBI's taxonomy places the organism in Eukaryota, Viridiplantae, Streptophyta, Magnoliopsida, Gentianales, Rubiaceae.
AUGCUCAUAUUGCCGAAUGGGAAAGUUGUCUCUGAAGAGGAGGAAGAAUGUGAAGGGAUGCCAUCUCUUGUUGAGGAAGAGGACGAUUCAAGUGACAAGUUAUCUACUCAUGAGGAGAUUGGCUGUUUGGUAGUUCGAAAGGUCCUCACUACUCGAGCGAAGGAGGAGGAGAUUGAGGCACAACGGGACAACCUUUUUUACACUAGGUUUCACAUCAAGGAUAAGGUUUAUAGUGUUGUCAUUGAUAGUGGGAGUUACAAGCGAAUGUGCCAGUUUGAAUUGGGAAGUAUGAAGAUGAAGUCACACGUGAUGUUGUAUGAUGUUGUACCGAUGCAAGAGUUCGAAGACAUAUUCCCAGAGGAUGUGUCAGAUCGGUUACCAUCUCUACGAGGGAUCGAACAUCAAAUUGACCUCAUUCCGGGAGCUCCACUGCCUAACAAACCCGCCUAUAGGAUGGGACCGGAAGAAAUGAAGGAAUUACAAAGGCAAGUGGAGAAAUUGCUAAGGAAAGGCUGGGGUCGAGAAAAUCUAAAUUCAUGUGCUGUACAUGUGAUUCUCGUGCCAAAGAAAGAUGGAGUUUGGAGAAUGUGCACCGACUGUAGAGCAGUAAAUGCCAUCAUGAAAAAAUAUCGUCACCCUAUCCCUAGAAGUUUAGAGGAACAUCUUGUGCACCUCAAAUUUGUUUUUGAAAUAUUUCGAAAAGAGAUGCUAUACGCCAAUCUUAAGAAGUGCGCAUUUUAUAUUGAUCGUCUGGUAUUUCUAGGGUAUGUAAUUAGUGCACAGGGAAUUCACGUAGAUAAAGAGAAGGUCAAAGCCAUUCAAGAGUGGCCGAAACCUACCUCUGUCAGUAACGCCUGCAGUUUUCAUGGUUUAGCCAGUUUUUACCGCCGCUUUGUGAAGGACUACAACACUAUUGUAGCACCACUCACCGCGGUCAUGAAGAAGAAUGGAAAGUUCUUUUGA